AUGGGCAAAGGGGCAAACUCGUCUUCUAAAGUCGGCGGCAAAGUCAUCGACGUCGUGAGAAAGAACGCACCAUCGAUGGUCGUCGACGCCGCUCCAGAAGAGAAGGAGGGAGAUGGCGAAAAAAUGAUCGAUAAUAAUAUCAUUCCGGGAAGAAAGUACACGCAAAUCCGGGGGAAAACGUACGACAUCACCGAGUUCGCGAAACGUCAUCCCGGAGGGAGUCAACUCUUGAUGCUGGCGCACGGAAGAGACGCGACGAUUUUGUUCGAAUCGCACCAUUUGCGAUCAGAAAUCGUGGAGAAAGUUUUGAAGACGCUACCGACCGUAAACGUGGAAGAGAGCUGGUGUCCGGAUGAAACCUUUCCGAAACCACUCGAUUCGAGUUUGUAUAAAAAGAUACAGAAGCGAGUGAGAGAGGAAGUGGUGGAGCCGCGAGCGAGGAAAAGCGGAAGGAAAGCGAGAGGUGCGGGUGGGGUGAAAUUCGACGCGUUUUGCGUCAUUUUGUGCUACGCCGUGGCUUUAUACAUGUUUAAUAUGAAUCCGACGGUUUUGACUGGCAUGUUUUUAGGCUUCUCGGCGUAUUGGAGCGGCACCGGGUUGCAACACACCGCCAACCACGGCGGGUUGACGCAAUCCGGUUUUGUGAAUGCCAUUUGGGGGUGGUUCGGAUGCGACGUGAUUUUAGGGAAAAGUUCUAUCGAGUGGAGAUACCAUCACAUGGUAUCGCACCAUUCCUACUGUAACGAGGCGACGAGAGACCAAGACGUGUACACGUCCUUUCCUCUCAUGCGAUUGGAUGAGAGUUUGGAGUGGAAGUGGUUUCACAAGUAUCAAGCGUUUUACUCGGUCUUCGCGUGGCCGUUUUUGUAUUUGGCCGCGCAAACCGGGGAUUUCGUGAACGUAGUAAUCACUAAGUCGAGCCCUGGAGUGGAGUAUUUGGGAUUAAUGAAACACGAGCUGGCAUUGUUUUACUUGGGAAGAGCGUUGCACUACGGGGUGAAAUUCGCGUUGCCGAUGUAUAACUUUGGCAUCAAGGCGUGCAUUUUACCACUCGUCGCGUAUUCCACGUUUGGGUCGUUCAUUUUGUGUUGGUUUUUCAUCGUCUCGCAUAACUUGGACGGUUUAACGCCGGCAGCAUUGCCGAAGAGAGCGCAAAACGAUUGGGCUGAGUGGCAAAUCCGCACGAGCGCGAGUUGGGGGGAAUCGUUCUGGUCGUUCUUAUCCGGCGGGUUGAACUUACAAAUCGAACAUCAUUUGUUCCCAGGGAUGGCACAUAACUUGUACCCGAAGUUAGUGCCGAUUGUGAAAGAAGAGUGCGAGAAAGCCGGCGUGCCGUACCAUGGUCACCCGGGUAUCUUUGGUUUGUUUCCGAUAACCGUGAAGAUGUUCAAGUUUUUACACAAGAUGGGACAAAAACCAAUUGCCACGAGAAGAUCUAGUCGCGCAAGCAGUGCGAAAAAGGCGCUCUAA
Bathycoccus prasinos is the source of this 1470-nucleotide messenger RNA. RefSeq lists its product with no specific name. The transcript has a single exon. The record is from RefSeq and is a predicted model, not a curated record. Bases 1 to 1470 code for a protein of 489 amino acids. Gene Ontology annotation, molecular function: oxidoreductase activity, acting on paired donors, with oxidation of a pair of donors resulting in the reduction of molecular oxygen to two molecules of water. Gene Ontology annotation, biological process: lipid metabolic process. Gene Ontology annotation, cellular component: membrane. NCBI's taxonomy places the organism in Eukaryota, Viridiplantae, Chlorophyta, Mamiellophyceae, Mamiellales, Bathycoccaceae.